Messenger RNA from Puccinia graminis f. sp. tritici CRL 75-36-700-3, 876 nucleotides. RefSeq lists its product as uncharacterized. Bases 1 to 876 code for a protein of 291 amino acids. The transcript is spliced from 8 exons. The record is from RefSeq and is a predicted model, not a curated record. NCBI's taxonomy places the organism in Eukaryota, Fungi, Basidiomycota, Pucciniomycetes, Pucciniales, Pucciniaceae.
AUGAGCGAUUGCCGGAUCCCCCUGCUCUCACUUGGGAUCAAGACCAAGUUGGCACAGCCAGACUUGGAGACAUCCAUCGCCCAGGGUUCCAAUAACUCGUCCCCCACCCCUACCAGCGCUGUCCCGUUUGCGUUCACCGACCAUGUUAAGCGCUUCAUGCAAGAUCACCUUCGACACAUUUUGGCCAAAGGAAAUGUGGAUGCCUACACGCGAACCAUGUCCAUUGUUGACUCGGCUCCUAUCAGGCGAACACCUCUGCUGCUCCUCAAGGCACAUGUUCAAUCCCAAGACCCGUUGUUUCACAGGGAUUACUUGCCACCCGGAUACCCUACAGAUAUCGGCGCAAGCUGCAAGGUUGUUGAGCUGAUGAAAAGGCUGUUGAAGAGUGAGAAGGGCCUCCUGCGCAAUCUCCUGCUCACCAACAUCAGAGCACAAAAGGACAGGCUAAUUUCCGGGGCUGUUCCCUGCUUGGAUGACUUGGUUGUGUGUAUCGAUCGAUACAUGGCUGCGCGCAAACAAUUGCGAGCCGUUGAAGUCAUUCUACGAAGUUACCCCUCAACUACAAGGACUCGGUUGGCUUUUUUACGCCUCUACAUCGUGGACCAUCUCAUUCAUCGUGACCCAGCCGACAAUACCAGCCACUGGGAGUUAGUUGAUCAGCAGCUUGAAUAUGUCAGAGGUCAAAGCAAACUUUAUCGCAUUGCCUAUGGCCGGGUGGUCAAAGCCAUUGACUGGGAGCUAUUCGGUCAAAAGCGGAAGUUUGAGGAAAUUCCUCACAAUGAUAUCAGAGUCCCAACUGAGGAUGAUGUCCAAGAGCAGAUAGCCCUGAUGUCUGCUGGUGGGGGCAGUGUUCCACUAGAAAACGCUUUCAAUUGA